CCAUAUUUUAUUUGUUUUUCCACGACUCCCCCGACUCGUCUACCGAAAUCGAUUCCAAGCUCCCUGAUUCAGCACCAAUGGCGACUAGAUCUGCGCUCACUCGGCUAGGUUUGACCCGCUCCGUAGAGGCGAGUCAGAUAGGCCUGACUCGUUCCCUGGAUUCGGCUCGAGCAGCGACUCGAUGCUUCAGUGACGACAAAGGUCGUGUUCUUAGCGAGGAGGAACGCGCUAAAGAGAACAUUUAUAUCCAGAAAAUGGAGAGAGAGAGGCUGGAGAAGCUGAAGAAGAAAAUUGACACCGGGAAGCCUGAAAACGAGAAAGGAACUGCUGACAAGAAGCCCGAGGAAACCAAGCCCUGAGUUUGUUUGUCGUCUGCAGCGUUCGGUCAUAGACACGCAAUGUUUGAGAAAUAAAACGCCUUUGACCUGUGUGUUCGUACAGAUGCGUUUCACUCGUUCUGUCCUUUGUUUGAUCCGAACUGCAUGUGCUCGUCAAUGUCGGAUGAAUCCAAAAGAGGAAGAAAACCCACCUUGCAUUC
Molecule: messenger RNA, 538 nt
Organism: Tarenaya hassleriana
Lineage: Eukaryota; Viridiplantae; Streptophyta; Magnoliopsida; Brassicales; Cleomaceae
Exons: 3
Coding region: 78-359 (93 amino acids)
Biological process (GO): negative regulation of ATP-dependent activity
Cellular component (GO): mitochondrion
Molecular function (GO): ATPase inhibitor activity
Source: RefSeq, a predicted model, not a curated record